Molecule: messenger RNA, 1406 nt
Organism: Durio zibethinus
Lineage: Eukaryota; Viridiplantae; Streptophyta; Magnoliopsida; Malvales; Malvaceae
Product: putative carbohydrate esterase At4g34215
Source: RefSeq, a predicted model, not a curated record
GUAAAAAUUGCACCCCCACCGGGUAGUGCGAUGUAUUCCAAACCUACGCUAAAACCUAAAUUAAAAAAAUAGUUUCCAAACAGGCCCCUUUUGGAAACUGCGCUGAUAUUACGCAAACGGCAAACUGCCGUCCAGUGCAUCAUCAUUUUCCUUCAAAAUUCAAGUGCCCAACUAAACCAAAUCUUAAAAAAUCCAAAUUCCAGAAACCAUGGAGACAGACAUCCCUGUUCCAGAACAAGAUCAAUCCUCCCCAACUCCCAAACACAUUUUCAUCCUCUCAGGCCAAAGCAACAUGGCUGGUCGAGGCGGCGUCUCCAAGCACCACCACUGGGACGGCGUCGUCCCACUAGACUGUCAGCCGCACCCUUCCAUCCUCCGCCUCAGCUCCAAGCUCAAGUGGGAGCAGGCGCGAGAGCCGCUUCACUACGACAUUGAUACCCGCAAGAUCUGCGGAGUGGGCCCCGGAAUGUCGUUCGCCAAUGCUGUGAGGGAGCAGCUGGGGAGCGACUGCGUGGGGCUGGUGCCGUGCGCCGUGGGUGGCACCGCCAUCAAAGAAUGGGCUCGUGGGCAACAUUUGUAUGAGAGUAUGCUGAAGAGAACCAAAGAGAGCUUGAAGAGUAAAGGGGAGAUCAAGGCUGUGCUUUGGUACCAAGGGGAGAGCGAUACGUCGUCGCAGCACGAUGCUGAAGCCUAUAAGGGAAAUAUGGAGAGGUUGAUUCAUAAUGUGCGUGAGGAUCUGGGCUUGCCUUCGCUUCCAGUAAUUCAGGUUGCAAUUGCAUCGGGGGAUGGGAGGUACAUGGAGAAAGUGAGGGAAGCACAGAUGGGGAUCAACCUGCCAAAUGUAGUAUGUGUGGAUGCCAAAGGGUUGACUCUCAAAGAGGAUCACCUUCACUUAACAACUGAGGCCCAGGCUAAGUUGGGGCACAUGUUGGCUGAUGCUUUUCUUAUCCAUUGUAAUGCUGCUCCAUCACAAUCAUCUUCCCUUGCUUGACUCCAAUCCAAGGGAGUGUGAAAUCCAAAGUACCUAAUCCCAAGGUUUCAUUAUCUUGUUGUUCCAUUUGCUUCUUUGAUGUUGAACUCGUAGUUUUCUAUUUGCUCCACUGUGCCUCUGGAUGUUUGCCAUCAUCUGCCUUUCCAUCUAGCUAGGGAUCUUGAAGAUGAAGCAUGAGAGCCCAAAUUAUGAAUUUGAGAAAUGUGAGUUAAAUUCGAAUUUUGCUAUCUAUUGAAGUCGACUCUCAGUUCUGAUUGGAUUUGUGAUAAUCAUAUAAGGAAGCGUAAUGUGAACUCAUAAUCUUUUUACAUGCUUUGGUUUGAUGUCAUCUAAGGAAGCUGGCUGUUCUUUCAAUUUUCAAUUGACAGAAGAGUAUAAUGACUUGUUAAAAUCUUGAGAUAGCAGAUUUUUUUAA